UUCAGCAUGUUUUCCCUUAAGAAAAAUUCGUACUAACUGUUUGCAAGCACUUGAUUGUGAUGAUAGUGUAUUCGACCCGGUAAAUUUGACUAAAGAAUCCAGCGUGCUGGGUUUAAAUUAUUCUCCAAAACUCGACAUCAUUCAAUUUCCCGCGAAGGUGGAAUCGCCACCGCAAAUUGUUACAAAAAAGGUCGUAAUAGCUACUAUUUCUAAAAUAUUUGAUCCGUUGGGAUUAAUUUGUGCAUGCAUUAUUAAAACUAAAAUAUUUUUACAACAAUUAUGGGUCAUAAAAUUAAAUUGGGACGACCCCAUACCACAAAUUCUAUUGGAUACGUGGUUAAAAUUUAUUUCUAAUUUACAUUACAUUUCUAAUAUUAAAAUUAAUAGAUAUGUUCUUUGCGAUAACCCCGUGUCAAUAGAAUUGCAUUGUUUUGUUGAUGCGUCACAGAAAGCAUAUGCCUCAUGUGUAUAUUUACGGUCAACAAAUGAAAAAAAUGAGGUCACUGUUAGACUUUUGUGCGCAAAGGCACGUGUUGCACCCUUAAAACCUAUUACUAUACCGAAAUUGGAAUUACUUGGUACUUUGCUGGGAGCUAGAUUAUGUGAUAAAAUUAUACAGUCAUUACGAUUUAAUAUAACUAACAAAACUAUUUGGACAGAUUCGACAGUUGUCUUAGGUUGGCUAAGAACUGAUGUAAGAAAUCUUAAAAUGUUUGUCUGCAAUAGGGUUAAUGAAAUUAACGAGCUAACAAGUGGUUUCGAACACAGACAUGUACCUACGAAUAUGAACCCAGCUGACUUGGCCUCAAGAGGAGUUGAACACCAGGACCUUUUAUCUUCUUCAUUGUGGUGGGAAGGUCCUUCUUUCCUACAGAAGGAGCGUUCAGAGUGGCCACAGAAUUCUUUCGUAGUUCAAAACUUACCUGAGUUAAAGGUCAACAGCUGCUGUUAGCGUCAGUGCGUGAUAAAUACUGGCCUAUUGGUGGAAGAUGUUUAGCGCGGCAAGUAGUUAGACAAUGUAUUAUUUGCGUUCGUCUAAGAGCGGAUACGAUGCAGCCAAUAAUGGGUCAUUUACCUGAGGCGCGUACAAAUGCUUGUUUUCCUUUCUACUCGUGUGGAGUUGACUUUGCUGGACCUUUCAUGAUUAGUAACCGGAAAGGUCGUGGUAAUCGUAUCACUAAAUGUUACUUAUGUUUAUUUGUUUGCCUCAGUACAAAGGCAAUACAUUUAGAGCUGGUGAGUGAAUUGAGUACUCAAGCUUUUAUUUUAUGCCUAAGACGGUUCAUAUCACGUAGAGGAAAAUGUCAUGAGAUUUUUUGCGACAACGGCAGGAAUUUUGUGGGUGCGAACAAUGAACUGGGUAGGUUGCUUAGAUCCAGCCGUCAGUCUGUUAGUGAUUAUGCUACUUCUGAAGGAAUCAAAUUUGUAUUUAGCCCCGCAUAUUCUCCCCACUUUGGUGGUAUAUUUGAAGCUGGAAUUAAAUCAGCAAAAUUUCACUUAAAACGUGUAGCUGGAAAUGCUGCUUUGACGUUUGAGGAGCUAGCAACGCUAUUUGCGCAAAUCGAAGCUAUCCUUAACUCACGUCCGCUGACUCCUCUCUCGUCCAAUGUUACUGAUCCUUCUCCUCUGACCCCAGGCCACUUCUUAAUUGGGAGACCACUUACGUCUAUUCCGACGAAGCCCAUCACUGCUACUAGACCAAACAGAUACGAGCUUAUUGAGAAAAUAAGGCAGCACUUCUGGGAGCGGUGGCGCCUUGAGUACAUCUCCGAGUUGCAGCAACGCACCAAAUGGCGCACCGGGCAACAAGGCCUCGCCUGCGGGGACGUGGUGGUACUGAAGGAGGACAACUUACCGCCAUUACAAUGGCGGAUGGGGCGUGUGUGUCGCCUCUACCCAGGGGCCGAUGGCGUUAGUAGGGUGGCUGACGUCACUACUUCGAGGGGCAUUAUACGAAGGGCUAUCAAUAAACUAUGUCUUCUGCCCACUUCAGAAUCGAAAGAUGACAACGAACCAGAGGGAGGCGUCCCGAGGCUCCAGACCUCGUCUACUUCUUGAAAGCUAAUGCUUUCAACGCGCCGGAGGAUGUUCACGCAUCUAACGUGUGGACCACAGCGGCGGGAGACGCGGCGGGCGGGGGACGCACACAGCUGAUCGGGCGCACCGCCGCCGCGCCCCGAUCGGCUCGCCGACAGAUUUGGUCAGCGACAGACGUGUCGUGCUCUAAGAAAUUACUCAUAUAUUUAAUCGAUCUGUAUUAAAGUAAUUAUUUAUCUAAAGCGAGUCGUUCAUUAUUAAAAUCCUGAA
Molecule: messenger RNA, 2307 nt
Organism: Spodoptera litura
Lineage: Eukaryota; Metazoa; Arthropoda; Insecta; Lepidoptera; Noctuidae
Source: RefSeq, a predicted model, not a curated record